AUGACAUUCUUUUCAACGUAGCAAAACGAAUCAAACCCGGUUACGGUGAUAGAUCAACGUGAAUCCAGUUCAUCUGUCGACUGACAAUGUAACUCUUCACUAGUUCUAAAUAUAAUUAUCUUACGCUAUCAGCAGUGACAUUGCUUCAAGCAGUGCAUCUCUCCGUUGAUGACAGACAACCCUCCGAGGUGUGCCUUAUAUAAAAGCAAUAACCGGAGAAAGCUUUGUUCUUCCGUUGGUGAGUGUAGUCGCAGUAAGGUGUAUCGGUUAACGGACAACGGCACGUGUGCGCGAUACUCGGUGUGAAUUGUGUAGCGAAUGAACGAAAAUGAGCCAGCCGAGUCAAUACGAUCCUGUGGUGCACGAUGAACGAUCUCCACUGCUUUCGAAAGGGACGUCCGGCGGUCUACCAGAGGGACCUUCGUGGGUUAGCUAUGGAACGCGACGACGACGAGACAGGUGCUGUCGAUGGAUAUCGAAGUUUUUCAUCAUCCCUCAGCGGGUGAUAUUGGCGAUCUUCGGCUUCCUGGCGAUUCUCAAUGCCUACACGAUGCGAAUCUGCCUCUCGAUCGCCAUCACCGAGAUGGUCAACAAGACCACCUCGGUGGAGGAGGACGAAGGGGUCUGCCCGAUCGAUGACAACGCCAACAUGGAGGACUUUACCGGCGGAGAGUUCAACUGGGACCAGGAACUGCAGGGCGUCAUCCUGUCGUCGUUCUACUGGGGCUACGUGAUAACGCAUCUACCGGGAGGCAUCCUGGCGGAGAAAUUCGGCGGCAAGUGGACCCUGAGUUUGGGUAUUCUGUCGACGGCGUUCUUCACGUUGAUCACUCCCUGGGCGGUGGGCAUCGGUGGAUCGACGGCUCUGAUCAUCAUUCGAGUGCUGAUGGGUUUGGGCGAGGGUACAACCUUCCCGGCGUUGAGUGCCCUGCUGGCCUCUUGGAUUCCACUGAAGGAGCGCAGUAAGUUGGGCUCACUGGUGUUCGGUGGCGGACAGGUUGGCACCAUUCUGGGCAAUUUGAUCUCUGGAUAUUUGCUGCACAGUUUUGAUGGCUGGUCAUCAGUGUUUUACUUCUUCGGAGGCAUGGGAGUUGUGUGGUUUAUUUUAUUUACGCUGCUUUGCUACAGUGACCCGCAAUCACAUCCCUUCAUCAGUGACAAGGAGAAGGAUUUCCUCCAGAAAGAGUUGGGAGCAUUGACUCGGGACAAGACUCUUCCUCCGACUCCAUGGCGUUACAUUCUGACCAGUGUACCGAUGAUUGCUUUGGUUUGCGCUCAAAUCGGUCACGAUUGGGGCUUCUUCAUCAUGGUUACAGACUUGCCCAAGUACAUGAGCGAUGUGCUGCGAUUCUCGAUCAAGGACAAUGGAUUGUACUCCUCGCUUCCGUAUCUGGUGAUGUGGAUCGUUUCGCUCUCGACGGGGGUGCUGAGCGAUUGGCUGAUCUCAUCCGGCAAGAUGUCGAUCACCUUCGGACGGAAGCUGUUCACCACUAUUGCCUCAGCCGGCCCUGCCUUCUUCAUCGUUGGAGCGUCCUACGCCGGUUGUGACCGAGUGCUGGUGGUAGCCCUCUUCACCAUUGCCAUGGGUCUCAUGGGAACCUUCUACCCGGGCAUGAAGGUCAACCCACUGGAUCUGAGUCCAAACUACGCCGGAAGCUUGAUGGCCGUCACGAACGGUAUCGGUGCCAUCACGGGUAUCAUCGCCCCUUACGUGGUUGGCAUCAUGACUCCUAAUCACUCGUUGGAAGAAUGGCGUAUCGUGUUCUGGAUUUCGUUCGCCGUGUUCCACGUGACCAAUCUGGCGUACGUGAUGUGGGCUUCUGGAGAGGUGCAACCCUGGAAUACGCCCCACCUCAUGAACAAAUCCGUGGAGUCCGGGGAUGUGAAUCAGGACACCUUCAGUGAGAAGGAGACUCCGGCUGCCAUCAAAGCAUCUCACUAAAACAAAGCUAUAGUUCGUUGCAGUUUAGUAGUUGUUAUAAAUUGUAAUUUAUUCUACAUAGUAUUAGUAGUUGGAAGAUUACGCAGUCAUGCAGCACCAAGUGCUGUAAUAUACAAGAAUGGUUUAUCUAACCCAGCGACGUUUCAAAUAAUUGACGUUCGGCCGAAACUUCUCGGCUCUGUUGUAGUUAGCAUAUUAGUGGGAUCAUCCUCACUGUACGAAGUGAUACACGUCUUUGUAUACUGUGUCCUGCUUUCACGGACAGAAAAUUUGAUCCAAAACCUAGAUCUGUCCGUAAUAGAUGUGUUAAGCAGCAAUUCCCAAACGAUCGAACGAUGAAAGUCACUAUUAGCUUGUAUCUUAUAGUUAGGAUUUUCCCAUUGUACAUAUAGCCUGCCUUCAGGCCUAGCAUUUCGAGUUUACAAGAGCAUAUACAAGCGCAGAUCCGGAUCGAAAUCCCACGUAGAAAUCGCAUUCCUCCAAGUUGAACCAACAAACUCACAGUCGAAAUGCUACGAAGCGGGUUGUCAUCGAAGGCCAACGUACGACUUCAAUGUCAAAAAAUAGCAUUCCUUACAUACCGGCAUGGCAUGCAUUUAUGAUCGCUGCAACAAAAACGCAGCACAAAAACACAACACAGAGUUGAGCCUGGACAUGAAAGCGCUUGGACCAUCGGAAAAAUCGCAGGCGAUGGAACGAUGAGAGGUGAUGACAGCUCAGCAAAAUUCGAACGGCCUUGGAGCACUUUGCUGGGUCGGAGAGCUGUUGAUAUGUUCCAAGCACAGCGCAAAACUCAGAGUUCAACCUUUGACGACAAGAUAAUUUCGCUGUAAUUUCCCCCAGUAAUUUCGUUCGUGUGAGGUGCAAUUUGUUACAAUGCAAACGCACAUCGCAAAAGCAUACACUACAACGUAUCGGAUGGACUGCUGGACGACGGUUCGAUUGACGUAAGACCGUUUGGGGAAACCAUUCUGAAGGGGUAUGGAGAUGGAAGCUACUUUAAAUGAGUGACGUUUUGUGAUGAAGUGAACACCGAACUGAAGAGUUUCCCGUUUAAAACGCCGAGUAUGUUUGAGUAUUUAAAAAUGCUGUUAAAAAUAAAGAAUGAAAGCAAAA
This is a messenger RNA of Aedes aegypti (yellow fever mosquito), 3058 nucleotides long. It is a transcript of the gene dmGlut, whose product is annotated as putative inorganic phosphate cotransporter. Gene Ontology annotation, biological process: transmembrane transport; monoatomic anion transport. Gene Ontology annotation, molecular function: transmembrane transporter activity. The coding region runs from base 329 to 1942 and encodes 537 amino acids. The record is from RefSeq and is a predicted model, not a curated record. The transcript has 5 exons. Lineage: Eukaryota; Metazoa; Arthropoda; Insecta; Diptera; Culicidae.